AUGGUCGCUCCAGAGCAUCUACGCGCGUUCUGGAGCCGCUGUCUCCUCGGCCUUCGCACGGCCACCGCCGCGGUCCUCGCAGCGGUGCUCGUCCUGCACGAACCCUUCGCGACGUGGUUACCAGUGCCCUUCUUCGCCGCCGUCCUCGCCAUCCUCGUCGCGGACCAAACCCUAGGCGCAUCCCUCCGCAAUGCGACGUACACUCUAGCAGGCGCGGUUCUCUCCAGCAUCCCUUCCGCCAUCCUCUUCCGCCUCUUCAUGCUUCCGCCGCCGCCUGCUCCAUCCCCCCCCUUUUCCGCCCCCCCUCCCCCGUCCCCCGCGCUCUACCCUCCCCCACCCCCAGGGUUCCCGUCUUUGCCCCCCCCCACUCCCUCCUCACUCCCUCUUCCAGUCGUCUCUUCCUUCGCCCUUUACUCUAAUAUCUGGGCGACCCCGGCGGUUCUGCUGGUAACCCUAGCCUUGGCGACAGCGGUUCUCUCCUUCAUUAUAAUCCCGCCACUCACUCGCAAGGUGGCCCUUGCCAUCCUAUCCAUCCUUCUCCUCCAAUUCGCCGCAGUCCUUCGUUCUGCAGACAACCUCCCCGCACCGUUCCAAACCGCUGCUAUUCCCCCUGGCAACGCUUCAGCUACCGCUGUUGCCGCUUCUGCUGUUGGCUCUGAUUCAAUCUACCCAGAUGCAGCCUCAGCUCCCCGCAACGUCUUUGGAACUGAACCCUGGCUAUACCCUCUCCGCUUCCUCUGCACAGCCCUCCUAGGUAUAGCCUGCGGCCUCCUCCCCAUGCUGCUGCCCUUCCCAGCCCUCGCCUCCUCCCAAGCGCGCCAGAAGCUCCUGUUUGCCGCCCGCUGCGCUGCCGCCCAGUUCCACACUCUCGCUGCGGCGUUUUGCCUGGUGGAUUCUCAGGCGCUGGCAACAGCAGCGAUUCAGGUUUGUAUAUUGGCGCGGGCGGCCCAGCCUAAUAUAUCCGCGUUAAAAGCUCUGGAGGCGGAUAUUUGGUGGGAGGAGCAGGUGGGUGAUCCGUUAAGGAGCGAAAUGGAGGCGUGGGGAAGGGUUAUCCGGGGGUUACAAGCGGUGGACGUGCAUCUGCAUGGCAUGCGCAUGGCUCUGGACACAGGGCAGAUCAAAGAGUCUCCCCUUGCUCUCCUGCACGAGCUCCGCCCACCCCUUGUGCUGCUUGCUCGCUCUGUGGGACUGUGCUUGACCCAUGCUGCUGAGGCGCUUGGGGGAGGGGGAGCGGGAGGAGGGGAGGGAGAGGGGGCGGGAGAGGGAGAGGGUGAGGGAGAGGGAGAGGGAGGGGGGGAGGAGAAGAGCUCACGUGCCGUUCCUGCUGCUGCAGGUGCUGAAUCGAGAAAACAGGGGCGGAAGUGGUGGCAGUGGGGGCAGUGGCGGCGGUGGUGGCAGCAGCAGCAGUGUGUGCACGGGCAUGUGGAGCAGCUGUUGCAAGAGGGCGUGCAAGCAGUGAUCCAGCUAGACAGUGCCCUGUUACGAGGCAGAGAGCUCGCGUAUUACCGCCUGUAUGAAAGUGAUGAUAGUGAUGAAUCUGAUGUUAGGUUGGAGAGGAGCGAGCCGGGACACGCACACAACUCUCUCCACGCGACCCCCCAUGCAACCGCACACUCGGCUCCUCCUCACACUCCCUCUCCUCACUCCCCUCUGCUCGCCGCGGCACACUCCCCUCCGCACUCCCCCUCGUUCUCCCCGCCGCACGACCCGCGGGCGUUUGUGAGCAGCACGCACGCGUCGAGCCUGGUGGCGUCGCAGUUCUUCCUCUUCAACGCGCGCCAGAUGACCCUUCAACUCCUGCACCUCGCCUCCGACUGCUGCUGCCGCCACUGCCGCUCCGCUAACGCCGCUGCUGCUGCCGCUGCUGGUGCUGGUGCUGGUGCUGGUGCUGGUGAUGCUGGUGAUGCUGGUGAUGCUGGUGAUGCUGGUGCUGCUGCCGCUGGUGUUGGUGCCGAUGGUGGUGCUGCUAUGUCUGGAUCCAAAGCACGCUCCUCGUCCUGCUGCCGGCACAGCUCUGUGCGCGGUAGUCUUAGCGUGCGGGACAGCAUACAGCGUGCCAGUGUGGGGGACAGCAUGCAGGGAGGCGGUGAGGGGAGGGCUAGACAGUCACGCGUAGAACCAAAGCAACUCUUUACAGACUCCCCUGCUGCUGCCACUCUUGGUGCUUCCACUCUUGUCGAAUCCAGCAACCCUGCUGCUGGUCCUUCUCCUCCUAUUCUGCCUGCUGCUCAUGCUGCUGCUGCCACGGGCGAUCACCCCACCGCUAACACUAACACCCCUCCAUCUGCUAGCAACCGUUCCUCCCCCUGCUCCACGGCCCUACCCCACGCUUUAAGUGGUGCUGGCGUUACUAAUAAUCGCUCUUCUCACUCCUCCACAGCCCUGCCCCACGCUUUAAGCGGUGCUGCUGGUACCUCUGCUAGUAGACGGUCGUCUGCUUCCUCCACCGCACUCCACCACUCUGAAACCAGUUCUUUCACCAGACGGUCGUCCCAUGAGCACGUGUAUCUGCCCCAGGUAUUGUCUCUAAUCGAUGUGACUAUAGCGGUUGCUGGAGGGGACCAAGGAGGGGUGGGUGGGGAGGAAGAGGGGGAGGAGGAGCAGGAGGAGGAGGAGGAGGAGGACGAGGGAAAUGAGGAGGAGGAUAGGGGGGAUGAGGAGGGUGGUGUGAGGGGGGGAAGAGAGUUGGGAGGAGGGGAAGGCAGGGAUCCAAAGGGGGGAAAGAAGGCGAGGGGAAUGAGGAGCAGAGCAAAGAAAGGGGGGGACACUCAGGGGAGACAACAGGCAGGAAUCACACUGACAGGCCUCACUCGUUGCUUUGAUCGUCUUGGUGCUACGUGCUUACCUUGGUUCCCUCGCGCAUGCAUCUUCACAGCUUCUGCUCGGUUCCUCUCCGCCCUCCUCUCCCUCCUCUCCUCCCUCCUCUCACUCCUCCUCUCAGCCGCCCGCUUCCUCCUCACCUCCCUCUCCGCGUCCUUCUCUUCUGAAAACGCGCUACCGCGAGCAAUCGCCUCCUUCAAAGUCACCCUCGCUAUAGUCACAUCGGCCCUCCUGGGCGGCCUAGUCUCCCCCACAUUCGACUUCUGGGCGGCAGUCACUGUAGCAUUCGUUUCAGGGGGAUACCAGGGGGGGUCUUUCAAAGCUUCUAUGCUGAGACUCCAGGGGACAGUGGCAGGGGCUGUGUUUGGUUACUUGCUAGUUCCUCUAACUACGGAUCGCAUGCCGCUGCUGCUGGCGGCGCUGGCUGUGUGGGUGUUUCUGACUGCGUUUGUGCGGACGAGUAAAGAGUAUGGGUAUGCAGGGGUGGUUGCUGCAUUCACUGCUGCGAUCAUCAUGCUGGGGUAUCCGGCUCUCAACAGCCCUCCUCCUCCUCCUUCCCUUUCUCCCUCCUCCGCGCCGCCCUCCCCUCCCUCCUCCUCUGUCUCCCUCUCCGACUUAACAGUCGAGCACUACGCUCUAUUACGAAUCACAGAGACGUGCAUUGGUCUUGUGUCUGUGAUACUCAUUGAGCUUCUCGUUUUCCCCACCCGAGCCGCCGCUCUGGCUCGGGCCGAGCUUGUGGCAAACAUCACCCGCUGCCGUGUCUGCGCUGCCACGGUUGCCUGGUCCUACUUCGGCGGGACGUUCGGAGGGAGGUUCGGCGGGAGGUUCGGCGAUGGGCCGGGUGCGGGGGUUGGUGGUAGGGAGGUAGGAAAAGGGAGGUAUGGUGGUGGCAAGUCGGGCUGGGCAGGGUGGUUUGGAAGGUGGUUCGGGGGAACGGGUAAGGGUGGCAGAGGAGGAGAGGGAGGGAGAGGGGGAGAUGGAGGGGGAAGAAGAGGAAGUGGAGGGGAUGAUGAGAGGAGGGAGAGGGGAGGGAGUGAGGGAUGCGAGAAGAGAGCAGGAAAAAAGGCCGAGAAUGGCCCUGAAUCAGGUUACAAAGGAGCUGGCCUGUCUGUUGAGAUGGGUCAGAUUCCCAGUGCUACCAUGGGGCGGCGGCAAAUUGGGAUGGCAGGAGGUGGGCGAGCAGAGGUGACUCUUGAAUCGACUCAGAAGGUAGGGGAUGAGGUAAGGGGGGUGGAUGGAGGAGUAGAAAGCGGUGCAGUGCAGACGAACGGAGGGAGGGCGGAUGCGGCUCAUGUGGAUAGAGCAGAGGGGACUUUGGCAGAUGUGGUAGACGCUACGGGUGCAUCUGUUGGGCGUGCAUCUAGAGGUGAGCCUGUGGUUGACCCUGUGGAUGGAUCUGUGUCUGUGUGUAUCCCUUCCGCCCAUGGGGAUGGGUGGGAUGGGGAAGGGUGUGUGGGGAGUGAUAGUGGGGACGGGGAGGGGCAGCAGCAGGAGGAGGAGGUGGGGGAUGUGGAGCGGAUUGAUUCUGCUGCGGACCUGCUAGGGCGUGAGAGGGGAGGGGGAGAGGAGGGGGUGAGGCAGAGGGCGAGGAGGAGGAGUGGGAGGGAAAGGGAGCGGAGAGGAGGGUUUGCAGGGAGGAGGCAGUGGAUGGCUGGAACAGGGAGAGGCGGGCAGGGGAAGCAGCAGGGGCAAUGGCAUUGGCCGUGGAUUUGGCUUUGGAAAGGGCAGGGUUCAAAUGAGCAGAGACAGACGGUACAGCUGCAGCAGCAGCAACAGCAGCAGCAGGAGGAGGAGGUAGAACGUGGGAUGAGGAGGCAGAGAGGAAAGCAGGAAGGGGCGUCAAGACAAGAGAGGGAGAGGGAGCACGAGCAGGCGAAUGCUUUUGAGAAGGCUCCAAAUAACCCUCACAAUGCGAAGGCAAGGGAGACGGAGCAUGAGCGGGAGGAGAGGCGGCGCAGGGAGAAAGCCGGGGCAGUGAAACGAGUGGCAGAGCUCCAAGCUGCCGUGGCUGCCAGCAUGGCUCGGCAGCAGGUGCUGCUCGACGAAGCUACCGCCGAGCCUGCGCUCUGGCACGCGCCGUUUCCCGAGCCUGCGUAUAAGAGAUUGCUGGCAAGUCAGCAGCGGAUGCACCAGUUGCUUUACUUUAUGGAUUGCAGUUUGAGGGCUGUUGCGUCUGUGGAGGGGAGGGAGAGGGAGGAGAGGCGGGAGAGGGAGAUGGAGGUUUCUAGGGAGGGGUGGAGGGUUGUUGAGGAGGAGAGGGAGCGAGGGAUGGGCGCGGGGAGGGGAGGGGGAGGGGAAGGUGGGGUGGUGGAGGUAGGGGCGGGUGGAGGAGGAGAAGGGGGAGAAACUGGGGGAGUGGGCGCAGUGGGAGCAGAGGGGGGAGUGGGCUCAGUGGGAGCAGAGGGGGGAGUGGGCGCAGUGGGAGCAGAGGGGGGAGUGGGCUCAGUGGGAGCAGAGGGGGGAGUGGGCUCAGUGGGAGCAGAGGGGGGAGUGGGCGCAGUGGGGGGAGCUGUGGGGGGCAAAGUGGAGGGAAGAGACAUAGAAGCCAUUGGAGGAAGGGCAGAAAUGGGAAAUGCGGAUCGUUCCACAGGGAUGGGUGCGGAGGUGGUCAGUGGGAGUCCCAGUGAGACGAGGAGCAGGGAGGGGGAACAAACGGGAGAUGCAGCAGCGUUGCAGGGUCCCUUGGCAGCAGCAGGGGCGCCGAUUGCAACAGCAGCAGCACCACCCAGCAGAUAUUUACCAGCAGGACCAGGAGUGGGAGCAGGAGGGGGAGCGGGAGCGAGAGCGGGAGCGAGAGCGGGAGCGGGAAUGGGAGUGGGAGUGAAGGUGCUGCACGGGAGACCUAGCGAGACAGGCAGGGAGGUUGAGCGGCUGGUACAGCCGCUGAGGGGCGCGUUGAGGGAGAUGGAGGAAGAAAUGGUGGUGGCUCUGUGGUGCGUGGAGCGUGCUCUAGUGUGGGGCCAUGGCAGCUGGGCUGGUGUGGUGGGGGGGGGUGAGGGGGGAGAAGAGGUGUGGGAGGAGGAGUGGGAGGAGUGGGAGGAGGAGGGGGGGGAUGGGGAGCAUAUUGAAUGGGAGUGGGAUGAGGGGGAGAGGCGGGAGGGGAGUGAAGGAAGCUGGGAUGGGGAAGAGUUGUGGGGGGAUGGGAAGGAUGAGCGAGGGAGGAGAAUGGAGAGGGAGGGAGGAGGGGAGGAGGCAGAGGAAGAGGAGGGGUUGCAGAGGGGUGAGAAGGAGUUGGGGUUGGGAGGGAGUAGUGGCGAAGGGAUGGGGGGUGAAGCCCUUGCAAAGAGACUCGUGUGGAGGGUUGGGAGUGGGGAUUCAGAUGAGGAGGAGGAGGGGGAGAGGAAGAGCAGGAAGGAGGGGAAGGAGGGGGAGGUGGACGAGGAGGAAAAGGGGAAGGAGAAGGAGAAUGAGGAGGAGAGACAGUGGCAGCAGCAGGGUGGGCAGGAGGGCAGCAGCAGUAGAGUGUGGGGCAGGAGGGGGAGUGGGAGCAGGAGAGUGAGUUUUGGGGGCAAUCAAAGCACCAGAGCCAGUGGUGAAGCAGGAGAAGCAGGUGGUGGGGGGGAUGAGUGGAAAGAAGAAACUGGAGGGGAUGGCAGGACGAGAGUGAGGAGGAGGUGGAGUGAGCCUGUUGCAGUGCGAGGGACGGCAGGAGAAGGAGGUGCAUCAGGAGUGAGUGCAGGUGCAGCAGGAAGUGUGAGUGGGAGCUUGAGUGGGCGAGGAGGGACAAAGGUGCGUUGGACGGUAGGUGGUGAUGUUGACACCCACACCAACACCAACACCCACACCAACAUCCAACCCCAACCCCAACCCCAACCCCGUCUCACUGCUAACAACCAUCACAGAAUACAGUGGCUGCUUCCCUCCCUCGCCUCCGCCCUCCCAUCCCUCCCGCCGCUCCCAGCCCUUCCCACUCCCCACCGCCACGCCCUCCCUUUACUGCACCGCCGGCAGCACCAGCAGCAGCAGCAGCAGCAGAGCUUCGUGGGUUUCCGCAGCUGGCGUUGGCGUGUGGGGCCGUUUCAAGGAGGCAUGGGGGAUGAGGUGGGGGGCAGUGUUAGGCCGCUGCUGGCAGAGGAGGGGAGUGGGAGAGGGGAGGGGAGGGGGGAGCGGAGAGGAGAGGGGAGAGGAGAGGGGAGUGCGGAGGAAAGGGGUGAGGAGAGCGGGAAGGAAAGAGGGAAGGAGAGGGUUGAGGGAAGCAGGGAGGAGAGGGAGGAAGAAGAGGAGGAGGAGGAGGAGGAGGAGGAGGGACGGAGGGUCGAGGGCGGUGAGGGGAAAAUCGUGAGUGAGAGGCAAGAGGAAGAGAGCAGUCAGGUAGUGGAUUCGACAGUAAGGGUGAGCGUAGAGGAACCUGGUGCGACAACUCAGGAGGGGAGGAGUGGCCGGGGUGAAGCGACCCAAAACACUCGCCAUCGCGGUGAAUCGAUGCCAUAUACCGGCACAAGGAGAGCGGCGGGAGCGCACGGCACCACCACAAGGGGCAGGCGAGCGGGGCGCAAGCGAGCAAUGGAGGGAUUCGUACGUGAGUACAACCAUGUACUAGACGCGCCUGAUGCGGCGGCAGCAGGACACGGCAACACCACAAGGGGCAGGCGGGCGGGGCGGAAGCGAGCAAUGGAGGGAUUCGUGCGCGAGUACAACCAUGUACUGGACGUGCUGAUAGCGAGUAAGAGGCAGCACCCGGAGGAGAGCAUAGUGCGGAACUCAGCGAUGCUGUCGUUCAACUCGCUGGUGUUCAGCAUGCAGGCUCUCAUGGAGGAGAGCGAGGAGCUCGCCAGGAGUGCGAGAGAGAUGCUGCUGGUGGAGCAGCCGCUGGAUAUGGGGCACAUGGCUGCGAUACGGUUCACUUGA
Closterium sp. Naga37s-1 is the source of this 7671-nucleotide messenger RNA. The record is from the annotation of a GenBank genome assembly. NCBI's taxonomy places the organism in Eukaryota, Viridiplantae, Streptophyta, Zygnematophyceae, Desmidiales, Closteriaceae.